Cuscuta campestris is the source of this 1326-nucleotide messenger RNA. NCBI's taxonomy places the organism in Eukaryota, Viridiplantae, Streptophyta, Magnoliopsida, Solanales, Convolvulaceae. The record is from the annotation of a GenBank genome assembly.
GUAACCCCUUAUACAAUUUGAUGUCAAAACUCAAAAGUAUGGUGAAAGGUGGGCAGUGUACUCAAGUAACUCAACUCACUUUGAAAGCCAAGACAAAGUUAAUAAAAACCUAAACUACUCCGUAUUACCAAAGGAUAACUCACUGUUCCGGAGAGGGCGGUUUCGCUUGGUUGGAGCGUACAUGGAAGAAUUGGAGGGAGCAUUGAGUGAAAAAGGUUUAAAAUUUUCAACUCAUCCACAAAAGGGUCGCUGCCUUUUUACUUCCCGAGAUUUUUCUCCAGGGGAAGUAAUCAUCAGCCAAGAGCCGUAUGUUUCUGUUCCCACGAAAACGAAGAGUGAACCAUUGCCAAAAUGUGAAUGGUGUUUUACAUCAUCUAAUGUUAAGAAGUGUUCUUCCUGUCAAGUGGUUUAUUAUUGUGGCCAAUUAUGUCAGAAGUCGGACUGGAAGUUGCAUCGACUUGAAUGCCAAGCACUGUUGAAAGUUGAACGGGAUAAGAUAAAAUCCCUUGCACCAACGAUAAGAUUGAUGAUCAAACUGUAUAUCAGGAAAAAGCUGCAGAGUGAAAGUAACAUCCCAACUACUGUUAUGGACAACUACACUCUGAUAGAAGCUUUAGUUUCUCACAUGUCUGAUAUUGAUGGGGAGAAACUAGUGUUGUAUGCUCAGAUGGCAAAUCUUGCAAAUUUGAUUCUCCGUUGGACUGAUAUCAAUAUAAAAGAGAUUGCAGAAAACUUUUGUAAGUUUGCAUGCAAUGCACACACAAUCUGUGAUAGUGAACUGAAACCCCUUGGAACUGGGAUCUAUCCUGUAAUUUCUAUGAUCAAUCACAGUUGUGCGCCCAAUUCUGUUUUAGUGUUUGAGGGACGAUUGGCAGUGGUGCGUGCUCUGCAGGAUAUAAAGAAAGGUACUGAGGCCGAGUUGGUGAGGGAUGAAAAGGGGAGGUAUGAGUGUUCUCUUGGCUUGAGAAUGCAAAGGAAAAUGCAGGAGAUAUGUUCGAAGAGGCCUGGGUGAAAUGGUGAUAUAUGCAGGAGGAGUUCUUUUUGGUAUUUUUGGAUGAAAGAAAAGAAUUAAGUUUAAGAAGAAGAAAUGGAGAGAUAUGAAAUGGGAAGAGGUAAAAUGAAGGGAUAAACCAAAUUGGUGUUUAAGAGAUAUUACACACUCUUAUCUUAACUUGGGGUUAAGUCUAGAACUUAAUUAAGAUAUAACACACUUAAUUAAAUAUCUAGAACCUAAAACUCACACUUAAGAUAACCACUCUUAAGAUAUAGAUUUAGGAAUUUAAAUAGCAAACACAACAAGUGUAUUACUAAAUGGAAAAUGGAAUU